This is a messenger RNA of Mizuhopecten yessoensis (Yesso scallop), 490 nucleotides long. RefSeq lists its product as uncharacterized. The record is from RefSeq and is a predicted model, not a curated record. The transcript is spliced from 3 exons. NCBI's taxonomy places the organism in Eukaryota, Metazoa, Mollusca, Bivalvia, Pectinida, Pectinidae. The coding region runs from base 83 to 490 and encodes 135 amino acids.
UGUUGGAUAUGAACAAAGUUUCCGUUGCUUAUAAUUAUAUGUGAACUGAAAAAGUCCCUGCUGGUCAGGGAUUAAUUACACAAUGGCGUGGUUUUGUUGUGCUCUCCUUUACGGAGUGGUGCUUGGUGUCCAAGUGCCGUGGACACAUGCAACGAUCCCGAUGCGAGUCUCAACAAACAGACCUCCAUUUAGCACAGAGUCAUAUCCCGCAUCCAUUCAUCCAACCAAAACUCAAGUUGGUGGAACAAUGAGUGGCCUCUCACUUUCAAUUCCUCCUAUGGGACCACCUAGGACUAAUGGAGGACAUGAACACUCUCAGGAUUAUUCCAGCAUGCAUCCCUCAUAUGACAGCCCACCUAAGACUAAAGGAGGACAUGAACACUCCCAGGACAUGUCUACCUCAUAUGACAGACCACCUAAGUCUAAAGGAGGACAUGAACACUCCCCGGACAUGUCUCCCUCAUAUGACAAACCACCUAAGACUAAAUGA